Molecule: messenger RNA, 1956 nt
Organism: Homarus americanus (American lobster)
Lineage: Eukaryota; Metazoa; Arthropoda; Malacostraca; Decapoda; Nephropidae
Product: putative leucine-rich repeat-containing protein DDB_G0290503
Exons: 10
Source: RefSeq, a predicted model, not a curated record
AUGAUGACAAUCUCCAGCAGUGAGACGACAACCUCCAGCAGCGUAGCGACAACGUCCAGCAGCGUGACGAGAAUCUGCAGCCAGCGUGACGACAAUCUCCAGCAGCGUGGCGACAAUCUCCAGCAGCGUAGUGACAACCUCCAGCAGCGUGACGACAAUUUCCUGCAGCGUAACGACAAUCUCGAACAACGUGACGACAACCUCCAACAGCGUGACGACAAUCUCGAGCAGCGUGACGACAACUUUCAGCAGCCGAAAUGUGACGACAACCGUCAGCGUGACAACAACCUUCACUUUGGAGACUUUAACCUUCAGCGUGACGACAACCUCCAGCAUCGUGGCGACAACCUCCAGCAUCGUGGCAACAACCUCCAGCAGCGUGACAACAACCUUCAGGAGCGUAACGACAACAGCAAGAGCGUGAUGACAACCUUCAGCAGUGUGACUUUAACCUUCGCCAUAACGAUAACCGUCAGCAUUGUGACGACAACCUCCAGCAAUGUGACGACAACAUUCAGAAGCGUGACGACAACCUUCAGUAAAGUGACGACAACCUUCAUCGUAAAGACCACCUUCAGCAGAGUGACGAUAACCUUCAGCGUGACGACAACCUUCAGCAGGCAGCGUGACGAAAAUCUCCAGCAGUGUGAUGACAACUUUCAGCAGCGUGACGACAAUCUGCAGCAGCGUGACGACAACCUUCUGCAGCGCGACGACAACCUUCAGCAGCGUGACGACAAUCUCCUACAGCGUUACGACAACCUCAACAGCGUAACGACAAUCUCCAGCAGGGUGACGAUCUCCAGCAGUUUGACGGCAACCUUCAUUGACGAAAACCUUCGGCGUGAUGAUAACACUUCAGCAGAGAGUGUGAAGAUAACUUUCAGCAGCGUGACGACAACCUUCAAGCGUGACGACAACCUUCAACGCGUGAUGAUAACCUUCCAGCAUCGUGAAAACAAUUUUAAACAGCGUGAGACAACCUUCAACAGCGUGACGACAGCAGCCAGGAGUCAACAUGACGACAACCUUCAGCAGCGUGACGACAGCACCUUCAACAGCGGGGCGACAACCUUCAGCAGCGUGACGACAACCUUCAGCAGCCUCACGAUAACCUCAAGCAGCGUGACGACAACCUUCAGCAGCGUGACUUUAACUUUCCACCAGCGUGACGACAUAUCGGAGCGUGACGAAAACCUACGGCAGCGUGACGACAUCUCCAGCAGCGUGACGACAACCUCCAGCAGCGUGACGAAAAUCUCCAGCAACGUGACGACAACCCAGCAGCGUCACUUUAACUCAGCGUACUACAACCUUCAGCAGCGUGACGACAACCUCCUGCAGCGCGAAGACAAAAUUCAGCAGCAGAACGUAACCAUCCAGCAAUGUGACGACAACCUUCAGCAGGGUGACUUUAACUUACAGCGUGACGACAACCUCGAGCAUCGUGACGACAACCUCAGCAGCGUGACGAUAACCUUCAGCAGCGUGACGGAGCAACCAGGGCGUGACGACAAUCUCCAGCAGUUUGACGACAACCUUCAAUGUGACGAAAACCUUCAGCGUGAUGACAACCUUCAGCAGAGUGACGACAACCUUCAAUGUGACAAAACCUUCAGCGUGACGACAACCUUCAGCAACCGUGACGACAACCUUCAACAGCGUGACGACUGCCUUCAGCAGCGUGACAACAACCUUCAGCAGCGUGACGACAACCUUCAACAGCGUGGCGAUAACCUUCAGCAGCGUGACGACAGCCUUCAGCAGCGUGCAACAACCUUCAGCAGCGUGAUGACAACCUUCAGCAGCAUGGCGACAACAUUGAUCAGCGUGAUGACGGCAGCCAGCAGCGGCGACAGCACUUCCAGCAUCGUGAAAACAAACUUCAGCAUCAUGACAACAAUCUUUAGCAGCGAGAGGACAACCUUCAGCAGCGUGACGACAACCUUCAGCAGC